AAGCUGAUUGCUGUCUAAAACCCGAGGAGUCGUACUUGACCGUUGUGAAACUCUUCUCUGAUCGCCGUCGCUGCUCAUCCUUUGACGCGAAAGUUCUUAGAAAGGAGUUUCACCUCGGCUUGGGCGGGCUAUGCGGCGACGCGAGGAAGGAAUCUACCCGGAUCUCCAGCUCGCCCGAGUGACGAAGCAUCCAACAGGCUAAUGCCCGGGUUCUAUAAAGCUCACCUCUCGAUGAUCCAUCAUACCCACAAGUCUUCGACUGUACACUUACUUCACAUUCCCAUCGCGAUUCCAAAUUGACCCAACUGCAUUCACAACCGCCAAGCAGAGACUCACAUUUCCAAGCGGAAACCCACAUCACGAUGACCACCCGCUCCAGCUUGACCAAGUUCCUGGGCAGCUGUCUUGGCUCCGGGAGGAUGAUCGAUCGACAACCAGAGUUGACUUACCCAGAUGACUCUGAAAAUGCCUUUGCAACCUAUACGGAUGCUGAAGAGAAGACGAACACGAUGCCGAAAACCCCAGACUACACAGUCAUUAUCUUACCCAACGCUCCAGAAAACAUGGGGUUCCAAGCCAUAGGGACGUUUGCCAGCGAGACUAAUGGUCAUGACGAUCUAUUCGACCCAAGAAGGACUCAGAGAUCCUCCAAAACGAAGACCGUUGCAGAGGACACACUCACAAUACAGUUUGCUGAUGAAGCAGGUAGAAUUGAGCCGAUUCAGCUGAAAGGUUUCAUGGAAUUCUAUGAGUGUCCACCCGGGGUGAUACUGGAGGAUAUAGUCAAUUCACACACGACCCAGACCCAAUGACAGCCCCGAACAUCUUUGAGUGGUCGAUUGCAUCCAACAUACCCCGCUUUAUGCCGUUUCUGGGGCAGUUCUCACUGGCAUCAUGUCGUGCAGUCUAUAUCGAUCGUCUCUCACUUGAUGCCCCUCUCAUGAAUGGAAGAAUAUCGUCAUUUUCAGUUGUUGGAAAUCAAAGAGAGCACUGCUGGGCCUACGCCCACGAGCCAGACGAUGGACGACCUUGCUGAGCUGGCCUUGAAUGUCAUGUUAGAAUUGGCGAACGGGGACAGACUGGGGAUCAAGUCGCCAACCCUUCUCCGAG
Kockovaella imperatae is the source of this 1110-nucleotide messenger RNA. RefSeq lists its product as hypothetical. The record is from RefSeq and is a predicted model, not a curated record. The coding region runs from base 363 to 812 and encodes 149 amino acids. Lineage: Eukaryota; Fungi; Basidiomycota; Tremellomycetes; Tremellales; Cuniculitremaceae. The transcript has a single exon.